Messenger RNA from Oreochromis aureus, 2437 nucleotides. RefSeq names its product chromatin assembly factor 1, subunit B (gene chaf1b). The transcript has 14 exons. Gene Ontology annotation, biological process: DNA replication-dependent chromatin assembly; nucleosome assembly. Gene Ontology annotation, molecular function: protein binding. The record is from RefSeq and is a predicted model, not a curated record. Gene Ontology annotation, cellular component: CAF-1 complex; nucleus. The coding region runs from base 117 to 1919 and encodes 600 amino acids. Lineage: Eukaryota; Metazoa; Chordata; Actinopteri; Cichliformes; Cichlidae.
UUUUGUCCAAUCACGGCAGACCGGAAGUUUUGAGAGUCUGGUACGCGGGAACUUACCAAUUCUGACUGAGCUGGACAACAGAGAAGGUCGGUGCCGAAUAUAAAAAUUGAAAAGAAAUGAAGGUGGUAACGCGUGAGAUAGCAUGGCACAACAAGGAGCCAGUGUACAGUCUGGACUUUCAGCACAGCUCAGAUGGACGCAUUCAUCGACUGGCCACAGCUGGAGUGGACACCACAGUCAGGCUGUGGCGGGUGGAUGCUGGUCCAGACGGGAAGGCGGUGGUAGAGUUUCUGUCUAAUCUGGCUAGACAUACAAAAGCUGUCAAUGUAGUGCGCUUUAGCCCCAACGGAGAGCUGCUUGCUUCAGGAGGAGAUGAUGCAUUAAUUCUGCUGUGGAAGCUCAACGACUCCAAGGAGCCCGAGCAGGCCUCUGUGUUUCAGGAGGAUGAGGAUGCUCAGCUAAACAAGGAGAGCUGGACUGUGGUCAAAACGCUUAGAGGGCACAUAGAGGAUGUGUAUGACAUCUGCUGGACACGUGAUGGAAACUUCAUGGUGUCUGGAUCUGUUGAUAACACAGCUAUCAUGUGGGACAUCAAUAAAGGACAGAAGCUUUCUAUCUUGAAUGACCACAAGAGCUACGUGCAGGGGGUUACCUGGGAUCCCCAGGGACAAUAUAUUGCCACUCUCAGCUGUGACAGGGUGCUUCGUGUGUACGGCACUCACACCAAGAAGAAGGCCUUCAGUAUCAGUAAAAUGAGCUCUGGGCCGCUUGCAGAAGGAGAGGUGAAGCAGUACAGGAUGUUCCACGAUGACAGCAUGAGGUCUUUCUUUCGCCGUCUCUCAUUCACACCAGACGGGUCAUUCCUGCUUGCUCCCGCUGGAUGCGUGGAGAUAGGAGAAAACAUCAUGAAUACCACCUACAUCUUUUCCAGGAAGGGUCUAAAGAGGCCUAUUGCUCACUUGCCGUGCCCAUCUAAGGCUACACUGGCUGUGCGCUGCUGCCCUGUCUACUUUGAACUGAGGACAAAAAAAGGAGAAGACGGUUCUGUCCAGGCUCUUCCCAAUGUAUUCCAGCUGCCGUACCGUAUGGUGUUUGCCGUGGCCUCUGAGGAUUCAAUUGUGUUGUAUGACACGCAGCAGACACUUCCAUUUGGCCUUGUGUCCAACAUCCACUACCACACACUCAGUGAUCUCACAUGGUCCCGCGAUGGCUCCUUCCUGGCUGUGUCCUCCACAGACGGUUACUGCUCCUUCCUGUCAUUCUCUCCCGGGGAGCUGGGCACUCCACUGAAAGAGCCGCCCACCCUGGAGGUCUUUGUCCCAAGCAGUGGUGUUGAGAAAAAAGGCAAGAAGGCAUCAUUGGCCAAAAGCUCAUCUCCUGUAUCCCAGCCGUCACCCUCGGCCCCACCUGCCACAUCCCAAGCUAACCAGGGCAAAGACGCCCCCUCUCUAACCUCCCCAGAGGAGAAGAAGAGCACCCCUCGUGCCAACUCCAAACCUCAGCCCCGCAGGAUCACCCUCAACACCCUUGAGGGAUGGGGAAAGCCCAGUACUCCUAAAGCCACGGCCUCUGCAGCACCUCAGUCCUCAAAAUCUGGGAGCACAAGCGCCCCUUCCACUCCCCAACCACGCGUAACCCCCCUCUCUCCUUCCACACCAAAAGUCCUCAACAGUGCCAAUACUCCUGGGCCCGCAACACCUAAGAGUGCUGCCACAUCAAAAGGGCCCACUCCAAGGAGAGUAUCUUUGACUCCCAUUGCACCCCGGCCUCCAGCUGUUGGCUCACUUUUCAGCCCCCUCUCCUCCACAGAAAAGGCCAAACAUGAUCGUCCUUCUCCUCCCACUGAUUCAGUGUGCCAGCCUCCAGAAUCUAAACGACCCAAGACCACCCAAGGAAAGACCAGCGUCACCCAGGAGUAGUAGAGAAAAGUGUGGUGCUGUAAAAUAAGACUAGAGUACAUAAAUCAGAAUGGAAGUUGAAGAUGCAUCAGCAAAAGAGCACCGAGGCUCCCCAUGAAUUCAGUGUUGUGCAAUAGCAUUGCCUUUGCGUCAUAUUGAUCUUAGUGACUGGAGCUUUACAUUUCACUUUAUGUACUCAGUUAUAAAGCAGACUGUAUUGCAGUUUAUGUCCUUUAUUCUUUUUUUAAAGGUGUUUUGUAUCAUACAAUAAACAAGUAAUGAGUUAAUUGUAUUAUAUUUGAGUUGUGUGAACUUUAAAAGCUUGAGUAAAAUUGUUUCACUUCUCCAGAACAUGAUUGUGAAGAGAAAACUGUACUGAAAACCUGUAGAAGACAAUAACAAGCACUCGAAGGGUUUUGAAUUUGUGUGAGCUUUGAGUAUAUAGCAUGCUGAAGACUUUGGUUGAAUAGGGUGACUUCUGUUGUUACGCAUUUACAUUUUCUUAUUGUUUAAUAAAAGAUAUUUGAUAUAAAGUGCAA